Hevea brasiliensis (rubber tree) is the source of this 1557-nucleotide messenger RNA. RefSeq lists its product as uncharacterized. Bases 455 to 1306 code for a protein of 283 amino acids. The record is from RefSeq and is a predicted model, not a curated record. The transcript is spliced from 3 exons. Lineage: Eukaryota; Viridiplantae; Streptophyta; Magnoliopsida; Malpighiales; Euphorbiaceae.
UCCCAAACAGAGGGUAACUGAUCUGGGGGGGGGGUUAGCGUGCGAGUCGGCAAUUCUAGGAAUAUAUGUUACUGAUAAAGGAGGAUAAUUUGACAACAAACACUUAAUCUCAUGAAUGAUAACCUCCAAAUCUGAUGGGAUUGGAUUAAAUCAUCCUAAUCAGGUUGUGUAUAAACUCUAAUUCUCCAAGUGGUUAAGCCAGGAGGAUGUCUUCUAUUCUGAUAUCGCGUGCGCUCUCUUCUAAGCUGUCAAACCUGUCUCCUUCUUGUGUUUGUUCUCAUUUCAUCUCCCAAAAAACGCAAAACCCUGUCUUUAGAUUGUUUCGUCAUUACUCCAGUUCUCCUUUCUCUCAAGAGCAAAACCCCUUCAACCCUAAUGAGCAUUUUGUUAGAUCGUCCUUAAGUUUUACUAGCCCAACCAAAAAUCUAAUUCUCCAAGUGGUUAAGCCAGGAGGAUGUCUUCUAUUCUGAUAUCGCGUGCGUUCUCUUCUAAGCUGUCAAACCUGUCUCCUUCUUGUGUUUGUUCUCAUUUCAUCUCCCAAAAAACGCAAAACCCUGUCUUUAGAUUGUUUCGUCAUUACUCCAGUUCUCCUUUCUCUCAAGAGCAAAACCCUUUCAACCCUAAUGAGCAUUUUGUUAGAUCGUGCUUAAGUUUUACUAGCCCAACCAAAAAUCAUGAUUUUGCUCUGUCAGCAGUGGAAAAGUCGAGAUUUUUUUCAACAUUUACUAGAGAGAAAUCCCCAAUCCCUGGUUUGAAGAACAAGGAAAUGACUUUAACAAAACCCUUGAGUUCAAGUAUUGAUACCCAGUUAACUCAUCAAAAACCUAGAUGCUUUUCAAGCUCAGAUUCACCUUCUGAUCCUGAGAAAUCCCAUAAUGCAAACAAAAUACCCAAAUUCAAGCAUCAAGAAAGAGAGGAGCCUAUCGCGGGAAGAGACCCUAAUGAGAACAGAGAAGUUGGUGCAAUGCUAAUGAAGAAAUUGCAUGGUUUGAUGAAAAUUGGGGGUCUUCUGGGACUGGUUAGCAUUGGGCUUGCGGCUUCCAUUUAUUAUAUCACCAAAGGAACUAUACCAAUAAAAGAAGUGUUUGACAGUUGCGGGUUGAUUAUUACAGGCACUAUUUGGCUGAUGCAACUUUGCAAAUCAGCAGAGAAGCGUGGUACGCCCGACUUUUUUAUGGUGGUGCAUUGGCAGCUAAAGGCUCUGAUUUUGCUUCUACAGCUUACAUAUCUGCUGUGGGGUUUUCUUCUAGUUGUUAUACUUGGACGUCUUAUGGUGCUGCCAUUGGGAAUGGAUGCUUUAGAGUAACUUUCUGGGAAAUGAGGAGGAAGGAAAAGUUAAAAAAAUUCAAUCUUCAUGAUGGAUAAAUUUAUUAGGAUAGGAGAGAAAUCCACCUUUUUUAUUUUUAUUUUUUUUUAAUCUAAGCUCAUGCAUGUAUUCCCAAAGGACUUGACUUACAUGUGGUAUUUUUUUUAUAUGUUAUUAUCCUUUAAUAUUUUUUUAUUACGUGAUAUUUUUUUAUUAUAUAUUAAAUAUAAAUUAUUUAAUAGUUAUUCGUU